Messenger RNA from Geodia barretti, 1217 nucleotides. The record is from the annotation of a GenBank genome assembly. Lineage: Eukaryota; Metazoa; Porifera; Demospongiae; Tetractinellida; Geodiidae.
UGUCAUUGGGAUUCCGGCCGGCCAGCGCGCGCCGCCCGAGGGACACACGCGUGGUGCGCAACAAUUAGAACAAAGAUAUAACCUGAGCCGUUGGCUCCGACCAUGAUGUCCCUGGAGACGAAGAGUGUGGUUCGCUGUCUUCAAUUCUCGCAGUUCCCCGCCUCAUCCAACCUGCUUGCUCUGGGUGUUCGCUCCGGAGUGGCCGUCAAGUCAUGCACACUACCGGCGGUGCAGAAACCGGGGGGCCAAGGAGGUAGCCUGGUGGACAAUCUACAACUGGAGGAUGUAGUUACAAUCAAGACGGACAGUUCAGCGAGCGACGUCAGACAAACCGCCCUGGCCUGGUCACCUCUGGCAGAUGGACGAGAUGGUGAAACUGCCAUCAGGUUGACGUGUGCCAGUUCCGAUUUCAAGAUACAAUACAUCAAUUCCGAUCACGAGGGAACCACGGCAACGCUGAUUGGUUGUCACAAAUCUUACAUAAAUUCGCUGGCCGCUCAUCCGACUAACGCAGCCCUAGUUGCCAGCGGCGGAGGUCAGAGUUCAAUCUCUCGGGAGUGUUUACUUGUUUCCACGGUUACCCGUGUUUCCUAGACGACCGAUGCUGUGUGCUAUGGGACCUGGAGGCGGGGAAGGUGGUGAGUCGACUCCAAUUGAAGCACCCCUGUGUGGAGGUUGCUUGGCAUCCACAAGAACCAAUGAAGCUACUGGUAGCUGACAAAAGCAGAGGCAUUCAUUUCUACGACAUGAACACUCAAGUCCCCAUCAUGACUCUGGACAUUACAAGCCACACCCACCAGCAGUUGACUCCGCCCCUUUUAUCAGUCGAUUGGUUGCCUAGCAACUACCUUCUAAUAGGAGGCGUGGCUAAUGGUCACUGGGCGAUAUGGGAUGUAUCUCAAAGCAGGUAUCCCCUGGAAGUCAAAUCUGCCCAUAAUGGACCCGCCACUGCCUUCAGAUGGUGCUCGGCCGGCGAGCAGAUGUUUGCGACGAUUGGUAACCAUGGAAACGAGGUCAAAGUGCAUCACUUGGGACAUCAAAAGGUACCCAUCAGUACAAAUCUACCUGGCGUGGGUGGUAUCUCGUGGCACGCGACUCUACCACUGCUGGCAGCGUCUUCGCACCGUUCCGUGCGGUUCUGGGGACUGGAGUUAUAGGAUCCGGACACAUGCAUUUAUUAGUGUUUUGCAUCUUUGUUAUCCACAUGAUAAUAAUGA